Aphidius gifuensis is the source of this 3300-nucleotide messenger RNA. RefSeq lists its product as uncharacterized. The record is from RefSeq and is a predicted model, not a curated record. The coding region runs from base 275 to 1894 and encodes 539 amino acids. Lineage: Eukaryota; Metazoa; Arthropoda; Insecta; Hymenoptera; Braconidae. The transcript has 7 exons.
AGUGCAGAGAAAACGUCUGGCGGUCUGGAGACGAACAUAUUGCGCGACAUUAGUCCCCGGAAAAAAUGUCAGUCUUUGACAACGUGAACAAUUUAUUAUUAUAUGUUCUGCAAAUUUGAUUAGCUGACAAGUGUAAUAAAAUUUCAUUUUCGUUUAUUCGUGUAUUUUAAUCUUAUACAGUGAUUUUUUUUCUACAAAAAAGUCAUAAAUUGAGCAAUGAUUCAGCGAAAGUUCUAAGUCUCUUGGCUCAGUUGGCUUGCAUGCAAGUGCUGAAAUGACUGAUAUUUUUGCUCAACUAGCACAAAUGUCAAAAGCAGUGAAGCCAAGUCAAUAUGCAUUAGUCCAAUGGGCUGAUGGCGUUCGAAAAGGACAUUUCACUCCUGACGUCCCGAUCGGCUGGAUCAAAGAUUUUAGUGACAAGAAAUUUUUGAAUGGUGAACAGCUGUAUGAGAUAGAGUGUUAUCCGAUCAACAAAAAUGGCGAAUCAGAAUACUGGCGAAAGCCACUUGCGCAGUUCCACAACGGUCGUAUUAUCGAAAUAUCAGAUUCUCAAGAAAAGCUUGAACGAACUUUGAAGUCACUUGGUGGAAAGAAAUAUUCAGAGCCUGCAAUUCAUUCGGUGCUGGAGCGAGCCAGUAUACCAAAUCGUUCUUUACCUCCUGAUAGUUCAAGUAAAUUAUCCUUGAAUUUUAAAGAAAACAACACCGAAAAAUUGAAUCAACCAGAUGAUACUUUACAAGAGAACCUCAAUGAAAUUCAUAAUACUAACGAAAAUCAAAAUAAUAAAACAGUUGAUAGUAUCAAAAAUUCAACAUCUCAAAGUAUCAGAGAUCAGCGUAACAAGAGACGAGACAAGACCCCACGGAUUACUUUGAAAUUGAAGCGAGUGCAGGAAUCGAUUAGGGUUCCGGAAUUUAUUUCGGAAGAUAACUAUGCAUCUUUACAAGAAAAUAAUUCAGAAGUAGUCUCGACGCAUGAAUCACCAACAUCAUCAACAAUGGUCAUUGAAUCAAUCAGGACUGCUCAAAAUCAUUUAAAAAUUUUUCAUAAAGAAAGUAAUGAAAUCGAGGAAGAUGAACACGAUCUAAAUGAAGAAUCUUCAUCGAACUUAGAAGAUGAUCAGACAGGUUAUGAAGACAUUACUUUAGAAGACAUCAUGAACAAAAUGAAACAAAUGGAUAAUACUAUUCAAGAUAUUUAUCAAAUAAUAGUCGAACAAAAAAAUUUGAAUAAAAAAAUGAAAUAUAGAGAUGACCGAGGAAAUAAAAUUAAAAAAAUACAAAAUCCCCAAUCUAUGCUGGAUAGUGAUCCACACCAUAGUACGGUCCAAUAUGGUCCAACAAAAACAGCAGAUAGUGAUGAUGUUUCAAAACGUAUUCCACUAGAAUAUGAGAUCAAUGGAGAAGGUUGUUCAUCACCAUCAAGCUCAUCACAAAAUGAUGUUGAGAAGGAUCCUGAAGAGGAUUUGAUUCUGAUUGAUUUCAAAGAAUGCCAGCCUAUUAGUGACUUGAAAAAUACGUUACGAAAUUCUGUGCUUGGAAUAAAUGUGUUGAAUUAUUAUCGGACAGAAGAAAAUUUACUGCUAAAUCACCGAGUUUAUCUAGCUGAUGCAAUACUCAACAUUGAAAUGAGAACCAGUCAUGAUAUGCAAAUAACUCCAGAGCGUUUUUUUCAACUGGCGAAUAUGAUAUCAGAACUAUUUCCAACAGAAAAGACAGAAAAUUAUUAUGUGCCAUCUACCUGUCUGAAUACAGUGCAGAAUGAUAAUAUUCCUGCAACCGGUAAACUGUGCGAGAGAUAUAAAUUCUUUCACAGCUACUUGCGUGACGAAAAUAAAGGUUGUAGAACGGUGUCCCCGAGAAAAUCUACCAGACUUUCGAUUUCGAGAACCUAAAUUUAUGCUUAUUUUUAUAUUUUAUUACGUAUACAUAACAUGCUUUCAUACGUUGGCAAGCCCUUAGGGUAGGAGAGAAAAUUCCCACCAAAAUAAACUUUUGUUAAAUGAAAAUGAAAAGUAUUAUAGCUCUUCAACCGAUAAACGUAAUUCCCAAUACACCGAAAACAAUUUCUCGAGAAUGCCACCGUUAUAAGUUUAAUUAUAGCAGUAUGGUUACAUCCACUAAACGUAUAGUGAUUGUAACUACUUGUUCAGCUGUGAUAACUGAACUUAUUCCAAGUAAUCCAGUUAACCUAUCACAACCAUACUCAUGGUGCACGGAGAAAAGUUUCCAAUAAGAAUUGUUGUGCUGGCACAGUAAAGAAGUGGCCAAAUGAGAAUUUAAUAAAAACUGUUUUACCAGCAAAUAAAUUUUGUUAAACACAGCACAGUGAAUUUUACAGUCCUGGCACAGUAAUGUAAUAAAUCGGUGAUUAAUGUGGAUGACGAUAAUAAUUUACACAAAUAACCUUCUUUUAUUUUAAAGUUUUAGUUUUGCCCUGCACAGUUAAAUAACAUCAGGCGGGUUUAAAACCAAGCGGUAAUUUGAGAUGAAUAAUGGAUUAAACGUUAAAUAAAUACUGAAACACUACUUUAAUUUUAAUUUGCAAUUUAUGUAAAAUAUAUUUAAGAGACAUUAUGAAUCUUGCCGAGUACAAUAUAUUAAUAUUAUAGUUAUGAAUUUGAUCAAGACUAUCUUUUUCGGAACUCGCGUUAAUUGAGUACUCGACAAUCUUUGACAGUUUUAUUACGGCACUUGGAUAUGAUAUUUAUCAAGAACUUCCAUUUGUAUGAAGAAAAACAUGUUACAAUCGGAUUGAACAACAUUUGACCAAAACGCAGAAAGCGGACUCUAACUGAGCGACCAAGACUUCCUCCGUGAUACUUAAUGCUUUAGGUAGAUUGAUUUUGUGGUUUUAAGUUGAAUUGUUGUAGGUAUGAUUGAUUUUGAUAUUUUAAUGAUUUUACUUGCACUCAAAAAAUUUUCUGGCGAAUGCCACUGUAAAAAGUUCAGUCACAGGAGUAUGGUUGCAGUCACUAUAUGUUCAGUGAUUGCAACUAUUUGUUCAGCUGUGAGAGCUGAACUUAAUUCAAGUAAUCGAGUUCAGCUACCACAACCAGACUUAUAGUGGUCUCGGCUGAAGUAUCGUGCCCUUAGCUAUACACGCAUGCGCAUAUAACGUUAGACGUAUUUUUCCCAUAUUUUUGAAAUUAAAUAUUAAUUAUAAAUAAUAAUUGUUCAUAGAUAAUUUUAGUAAAAAAGAAACUAAAAAAAUAACAAGAUGAUUUUAUGGAAAAGUAGAAGUUAACAUAUUUUUUUUGUUAAUAAAGCAUAUGUCAAAAAAUUAAAAUUAAAAUUAAAA